Molecule: messenger RNA, 3644 nt
Organism: Alosa alosa (allis shad)
Lineage: Eukaryota; Metazoa; Chordata; Actinopteri; Clupeiformes; Clupeidae
Product: Nicalin-1-like
Exons: 17
Coding region: 1475-3133 (552 amino acids)
Biological process (GO): regulation of signal transduction
Cellular component (GO): endoplasmic reticulum membrane
Source: RefSeq, a predicted model, not a curated record
GAAAGUCUUUCCUGGCCAUUUGGUUUUCAUUCUACCAGGGAAAAAAACAAGGUGCGACAGAAAACAAACCCAUCUAUACCAGAGUGUCUGAGCAAGGCUCAGGACACAUCUGGGAAACCGGCCAAUAGCAGCCACCUCAAGCUGUUAGCGGGUGGUGUGGCUACUCCCGGCCUCUGAUUCUCAGAGUUGGUUUACGUAACCCUGACCUCUCUGUCACACUACUCGCGCUCUCCCUCCAGCCGUCUGGUCUGGCUGAUAGUUGUGGUGGGACCCAAGUUAAAGAAACCGGGUGGCCAUGUGCACUGAUUGGAUUGGAUUUAUCAGAAUCAUCCGUCAUGCGAGAAUGGUCUCCCUCUCUUUUUUCGCUGUCUGUAUUUUUCCUCGGUCACCCUUGCUUUGUGUAUUCACCAAAAAAAAAUGAAUGAAAUGAAAUGCACCUAUUUCCCCCGAAUAACACCCCCUCAUCUCAGCCAUUUUCACACUUACAGUAUAACUCUUGAGUUUGCUGAUUAAGAAAAUGCCUUAAGUACAGCUCCGUAGUGGGUGUCUAUUUAUUUGCUGUUGGUUUUAGUUUGAUUUAAUUUAUUUAAACAGAGUGAGAGAGUAGAUCUUUUUUUCUUUUAUUUUUUGUUUUUCUUUUAACAUAAAACCACAUUUUUUUUAUUAUUCUGCAGAUAUAUUGAUCAUGAUUGUAAAGAUGUGAACAGUUUCCAUACCAGUAUUUAACAGAUGUUAUUGUUCUGUGUAGUGCAUCAUAUCAAUAAAAAAAAUCUGGAAUAUGUGACUUCACCUAUACAAUUUUGUCAGAUGUUUUAUUCUCAGUAUACUAAAAUCUUUCUCCUUCUCUUCCUCUGUAUGUCUCUUUCACUCUCAUGCACACACGCUCUGACUACACUACAACAUAUACUGUGAAGUCAGCACUUCUGAUUGUUACCAUGGAGCCUGUGCUGCCUAUAAAUUGAAUGUAUCAUGUCAUGGCUUCCUGGGUCCCAGUUCCUGCUCUGUACAGUUAUUCUGUAUAGACCUACUGACCCCGGAUCAGUUCUUCUUUCUUUCUCUUAACCUCUCUCAGCCAGACUUCCCAGAACAGUAUGAGUACCUCUACUGCCACAGUUUCUCAGGGAAGGCUACCCGUCGGUCACAGUUUUAAGCUCUACUCCAGUGAUCAGCCAAUAGGGUUAUGGGGCAUCAUGAUUACCUGUGCUAUGGGCGUUCUGAUAGGAGGAGAGGCCUGAUGAGCUGGGACUAAUCCUCUGAGGGACAGAUGGUGGCCAAGGGCUUAUGGCACCUGUAGGCUCUGCUCAGCGGUAGCCUCAGCACCCUGAGUAGCCUUGCUUUGUAAGGAACAGUAAGGAACAUAAGAAAUAUCCUCAAAAUUAACUUCUCUAAGGGGGAAAAGAAGUGAACUUUGAAGACUGUCAGGCCUUCAGGUUACUGGACAUCCAGUGUGUUUCAGUGUGUGUGUGUGUGAACCAUGUGGCUGAGCAGUGUUGGCGUGACUGCGCUGUUUCUCCUGCUGACUGCGCAGCACCUGCAUGCGUCUGCGCUGUCUACCGUCUCCUCCUAUGAGUUCACCGGAUUCAGGAUGCAGCAAUAUCUGCUGCAGCAGGACAGACAUGGUUGCCGUGGAGCCAUCGUGGUGGCGGAGGCGCGCUCAUCCGACUACCCUGGCCUGACGCGCCGCUGCGUGAUCAUGAAGCUACCGGAUUUCACACUGGACCGCUACGAGGAUGCUCAGAGGCAGAACGCUGCUGCCGUGCUCAUCCUGCUGCCCAGUAACCUCUCCGCAGUGCCACCGGAGGUGAUACAGAGCUUCAUGGAGACUGAGACGGAGGUGCUGCAGAGGGACUCCCUGAUGCCUCUGUACGUGGCGCCCGAGGAUGAGCAGCUGCUCUACAUGUACGAGGAGGUGAAGCUGGACGCAGCCACCCGGGCCUCCUCCAUCAUGGUCCGAGUACUGCGGAGCAUGGUGACUGCCACCGCAUUUCAGAUUUUAGUGAGCAACACCAACCCGCUCAAGCCGGUCACUGAUAGCAGCAUCAUCACACUGGAGGGAGUUUUGCCUGGAAUUGGAGAGGACCCUCAGACUAUUGUUAUCACUGCCCAUUACGACUCCUUUGGGCUAGCUCCGUGGCUGUCAUAUGGUGCCGACUCUAACGGCAGCGGCGUGGCCAUUCUGCUGGAGCUGGCCCGUCUGUUCCAGAAACUGUACCGUGACCCCCGCAGCAAAGCACCGUACCAUCUCCUGUUUUCAUUGACUGGAGGGGGGAAAUAUAACUUCCUGGGCACCAAACGCUGGCUGGAAGAAAACAUGGAUCAUGCAGAGUCCAGCCUCCUUCAUGACAAUGUGGCAUUUGUACUGUGCUUGGACUCUCUGGCCAAUGGGGACGAGCUUUACCUGCACGUGUCCCGCCCACCCAGGCCUGGCACCCCUCAACACGAGUUCAUCUAUCAGCUGGAGCAGGUGAUCGCGUCCAGGUUCCCCUGGGUAAAGUUCGACAUGAUCCAUAAGAAGAUCAACUUGGGGGACCCCAUGAUGGCUUGGGAGCAUGAGCGCUACGCCAUGCGCCGCGUCCCAGGGUUCACCCUGUCCCACCUAGAGGACCCCAAAUCAGAGCGCAGGGGCUCCAUCCUGGACACAAUGUCUCAAGUGGACAUGAGGAGACUCAAGCGGAACGCUGUCAUCAUUGCCGAGUCACUGGCCAGGUUCAUGUACAAUCUGUCUGACAAGGGUUCACCAAAGGAGAUCCAGCUCUUCAGGGGCCAAUUGGAAGUGCAGGACAGCCGUUUAUCGGCACUGAUGUCCUUCCUGACCUCUGCCCCUCGAGCCAGCCAGCUGAUGGACAAGGAGCCGGCCCAGAGCCUCAUGAUCUCCACCCUGGAGCAGGAGCUCAAGCAACACCUGCUUCAGGUCUACAGACACACCUUCAAACAGGACCGCAGGGACCCUGAUAUAACCUUCUAUGAUCAAAUGAAUCAACCUAUGACAAUGUACAGGGUGAAGCCUGCUGCGUUUGAUCUGUUCCUGGGAGGCUGUAUUGCAGCCUAUUUGGGCAUAAUCUACUUUGCCAUUCAGAAUUUCGGGCACAUCUACAGCAAACUGAAGAUGGCAGUGAAAUCGAAAUACCAGUGAGGUUUGCCUCUCCAAAGACGGACAUUUCACUUGCUGUUGAUCCUUUGACUCCUCCGAUUCCCUGAAGUCCCAACUGUGUCCACUCACCUCAGCCAUUCUGUCUCCGUUAGUGAGCCUUGGUUUGCCCAACACACCCACGCAACUUUCUGUUAUUAAACUUCUUUGGAGUUUCUCUGCAAUAAUAAUCUGAGAUCAAAAUGAUAAAAAGCCUGGACACAAGAACAAAGUGGAUAGUUUUACCAGAUAGGUGUGUGUUUUCAGUGAACAGCAACCUUUUUCUAAUUGUCUUAACAAAACACUGUCUUACUUUACCAAAAAGAUGUAGCCUAUUUCUAAAGUGUAGAUAAAAAGCUGUGUGUUUCGCAAGAUAGAGAUCCACAACUCUAGUGUGAUAUAGCAUGUGAAUAUCUAUUAUGUCUAUAACAUACGGGUAUUAUCCAUGUUUUCAUAUUCUUCUAACUUUUCUAUGUAUUUUGUAAUUUUUUCCAUUAAAAGUUUAUUUAUCAUUGUA